UAACGAACAUAUUGGCAAACAUUGGGUUAUGGCUGUGGAAUGGCUUCAAGAAGAGCUUGAUAAGCAGCGAGGAAUUGGUUGUCAAUAUAAUUACUCUUGGUCUCCUCCAGCUCAAAGUAAUGACAACACUAAUGGAUAUAUGUUAGAGCGGUCUCAAUCAGCGAAAAACACUUGGUCGCUAGCUUAUGAAUUGUGCCAGGAUGAAGACCAGGAUGAAACAAUCGAGUCAGAUACAGAUAUAAGGAGCGAUGGAUCCAAAGUUCAGUCCUUUGUUCUGGAAAACACGACCGCAAACACCGCUGCAGAUACAGCUGUUGUUACUGCUUUCUCUACGAAACAACAUUCAACUACUCGAGAAGUUCAGCCAGUUGUAUUGUCCGAAGAUAUAAGUGAAACAUUUAAUGUAAAUACUGCAGAAAAUGUCAGUAUAAAUGAAGUGUACAGUCUUAAUAAUGUAUAUACUAGCUUAAAUGAACUAAGGCUGUCACCAAAACCGGUAAAUAAUAAGUAAUUUAAAAAUGUUAAAUGAGUUUUUUUAGAUUUUCAUUCCUUAGAUUCCAAUAUAAAAUUUAUUUAAAUUACAUGAAUACUGUUUUUAAAAAUUAAGUGAAAUUUUUAACCAUAUUUAAGUCAAAUGAAGUUGUUUUUGUUUUGUUAAAAUAUUCAAUUUAAGGGCCUUUAGUUUGGCGUUUUGUGCCUGUGGAUCCCACAUGGACUCAUCAUCAUUGUGUUGCAUUAUUUAUUUCAUUUUUUUUUAAAUAAGUUAGUUAUGUGAAUGAAACGAACUUGAUAACCACGUGUAAAUAAAGAAAAUAAUUGUCACAACAA
Messenger RNA from Episyrphus balteatus (marmalade hoverfly), 828 nucleotides. RefSeq names its product probable ubiquitin carboxyl-terminal hydrolase FAF. Lineage: Eukaryota; Metazoa; Arthropoda; Insecta; Diptera; Syrphidae. The record is from RefSeq and is a predicted model, not a curated record. Bases 29 to 511 code for a protein of 160 amino acids. The transcript has 2 exons.